UGGGCCGAGCUAUGCGAGGUAUCUGGGGCUUGGCCGCUCAGCUUGGCCCUCAGUCUCUGCACGCGUGUGUCCUGAGCCCAAGAGUACUGCUUGGUUGGAGCCCAGGAGGUGGGGAGUUGGUCCUCGGGCCCAGGAGGGACAGAGGGGAGGGACCGAAUCUACUUCUCUGCUCCCCACUUCUCUCAGCCAGUCCUCUGGAGUCUUCCGGCCGCUUUCCCGCACUCAGGCUUCCUGGAAAAGUGAAACGAAACUUCUCCCAGAUGGAGAGAGUGCACCUGUUCAUCGUGGGGGUCUACCUGCUGUCCUCCUGCCGGGCAGAAGAGGGGCUCAACUUCCCCACGUAUGAUGGCAAGGACCGCGUGGUCAGUCUCACGGAGAAAAACUUCAAGCAGGUUUUGAAGAAAUACGAUGUGCUCUGCCUCUACUACCAUGAGGCAGUGUCCUCAGACAAAGUUGCACAGAAACAGUUCCAACUGAAAGAAAUUGUGCUCGAGCUUGUGGCCCAGGUCCUGGAACAUAAAGAUAUAGGCUUUGUGAUGGUGGAUGCCAAGAAAGAAGCCAAGCUUGCCAAGAAACUGGGUUUUGAUGAAGAAGGAAGCCUGUAUGUUCUUAAGGGUGAUCGUACGAUUGAGUUUGAUGGCGAGUUUGCCGCUGACGUCCUCGUGGAAUUUCUUCUGGAUCUAAUCGAAGACCCUGUGGAGAUCAUCAACAGCAAGCUGGAGGUCCAAGCCUUCGAACGCAUUGAGGACCAGAUCAAACUCAUUGGCUUUUUCAAGAGUGAGGACUCGGAGUAUUACAAGGCUUUCGAAGAGGCAGCUGAACACUUCCAACCUUACAUCAAAUUUUUUGCUACCUUCGACAAAGGGGUUGCAAAGAAAUUGUCCUUGAAGAUGAAUGAGGUUGACUUCUACGAGCCAUUUAUGGAUGAGCCCAUUGCCAUCCCUGACAAACCUUACACAGAAGAGGAGAUCGUGGAGUUUGUGAAGGAGCACCAAAGACCCACCCUACGUCGCCUGCGUCCAGAAGACAUGUUUGAAACAUGGGAAGAUGAUCUGAAUGGGAUCCACAUUGUGGCCUUUGCAGAGAGGAGUGACCCAGAUGGCUACGAGUUCCUGGAAAUCCUGAAACAGGUUGCCAGGGACAACACCGACAACCCUGACCUGAGCAUUGUGUGGAUCGACCCAGAUGACUUUCCUCUGCUCAUUGCCUAUUGGGAAAAGACUUUCAAGAUUGAUCUAUUCAAGCCACAGAUUGGGGUGGUGAAUGUGACAGAUGCUGACAGUGUCUGGAUGGAGAUCCCUGAUGACGACGACCUGCCCACAGCCGAGGAGCUGGAGGACUGGAUUGAAGAUGUGCUUUCUGGAAAGAUAAACACUGAAGAUGAUGACAAUGAAGAUGGAGAUGAUGGCGGUGACGAUGAGGAUGAGGACGAUGAUGAUGGUGAUAAUUCUGAUGAGGAGUCUAAUGAUGACAGUGACGAUGAUGAUGAGUAGCUCUGACUCCAGCUGGUGGAUGGAAGCACAAUCAUAGCUGCCCACUGCCCUGCGGAUAGCCCCGGGGGGCGGCAAGCAGCCCUGGCCCCCUCCCACCAGCACCUUCCCCCUUUUCCUAUCUCUUUUCCCACCCCUUUCUUAUUGGGAGCUGUACCGUUCAACAAAUGCCUCUAAAACCAGUAAUCCCACUCAGCAGGGACAAGUGGGGAAUUAUUCCCAUGUGGACUGUCUGAUUGUCUUGGAAAAGCUCUCGUUCUUUGCCAGACCACCCAUGGUCAUGGCAGUGCCGGAACCUGGCGGUCCGGGGACAACAAUCCCCUGACACCUUGACUCAAGUUUACUUGUUGUCUUUGAUGGAACAGUAACAGAAUUGACAGCUGAAAAACUCAAAGCAUAGAGUGAUCUCACAGUCAGAGCCCAGGGAGACCCAUGAUUAAUCCAUUUAGCCCCUGUGCCUAGAACAUCAGUGACAAUCCUUCCUUAAGGCAAGAGGUUCCCUCCUAGGAGAGGCUCAGCCUUAGAAGCAAGUUUCUAAAUCAGGUUCUCUUGGCUCUAUUAAACUGAUUAUGUCAAGUGUGUGUCACACCAUUAUGAACUCAGAUCCAAGUGUUUGGACAGCUAUUGGGAGGCCUUGAAACACAUGGGUACAGAUGUCUCAGUCAUUUUUGGUAUGUUGGGAUAUGGGAUGAGAGGUUGGUUUGCUUUCCGAACUUCCCUUUAGUGACAAGUCUCACAUGAUUGGCAAGGGGGUGGGGGAACUGGAAGGAUGAAAUGUUUUCAGUUUUUCCUGCUGGGUUCAUACCCCUGAUUGAGUCAGUUGGCUUCCUAGCCUGAGCUGGGAUCUGGGCACCCUUUUCUGUUGCUGUGAGUGAGCCCUCCCAUGGGGAGGGAAAGUUGGUUUAUCCAGAGGUCAGUCAAUGCCCCAUUUGUCAACCCUCCCACACUUGAGUGGGACAAUAGCUAGAGUUCCUAACGGUGGCCUGAGGCACUGAGAAAACCCCAAAGUGCCUUCCAAACUCUCUAGAGGUUACCUUGUGCUUGUAGUUUUAGCCUUAAGUGUGCAUUUAUCAUGUUCUAAUUUAUUUUCAAUCUCUUAACACAUGUGUAAGACACUGUGCAAAUUCUUUGGAAAUAGAGUAAUCCUUUUAUGGAAUAGUAGCCAACUAACUGUCAUUAAACUUAUACUU
Mustela erminea (ermine) is the source of this 2680-nucleotide messenger RNA. RefSeq names its product calsequestrin 2 (gene CASQ2). The coding region runs from base 12 to 1493 and encodes 493 amino acids. The transcript has 11 exons. Gene Ontology annotation, cellular component: sarcoplasmic reticulum lumen. The record is from RefSeq and is a predicted model, not a curated record. Gene Ontology annotation, molecular function: calcium ion binding. Gene Ontology annotation, biological process: regulation of cardiac muscle contraction by regulation of the release of sequestered calcium ion. NCBI's taxonomy places the organism in Eukaryota, Metazoa, Chordata, Mammalia, Carnivora, Mustelidae.